GUUAAUUCCUUUUGAAUCACAGAAAAUGCGGCUUGUGUGCUCCGUUCAAAUUUUCUGCUUUGGAGUCCGGAAUCCUUUGCAGACGGAGAAGGAUGGACCGAAGCAAAACUGUUCAUUUAACCGUGAAGAACAACGUUACCGAACGUGCCUGUGUGGCAUGGCGUAAACGUUUUUGGAAAUUAGCCUUCGCUUCACUUUUUUUAUGUGGUAUCAUAUCAUACAUUCAUUGGGGCGAUGUUCAAGUUUUUGGACGCCCUAAUGUGUGUUCCCUGACUGAUCCAGAGGUCUCGGAUAGUGCUCUCUUGAACGGAACAGCACGACGCAUUCAUGUGAAAGGAACGUCAAGACAUUUACCAUCAAUCAUCAUCAUUGGAGCGAAGAAGUGCGGAACAAGAGCUCUACUGGAGAUGAUGAAUUUGCAUCCGAGGAUCCGUAGAACCACUCGAGAAGUGCACUUCUUCGAUCGUGACGUUAAUUAUCUAAAUGGCCUUCCGUGGUAUCGCAAGAGAAUGCCUUUUUCUUUUCCGGAUCAGCUCACCGUGGAGAAAACUCCCGGAUACUUCGUUUCUCCUGAAGCACCUGUUCGUAUCCGCGCCAUGAACAAAGAUGUGAAACUUCUGCUGAUUGUUAGAGACCCCGUUAUACGGACAAUUUCGGAUUACACCCAGGUCGUCAUGACGCGAAAUCAGGAUGAAAACGAUCAAGCCGAAGAUUCAUUUCCGCAGUUCGAAGAUAUGGUGUUCGAUGUGAAUGGCGAGGUGGACACUUCGUACAAAGCAGUUCGGACAUCAAUUUAUGCACGCUUCUUUCCUACGUGGCUUGAAUAUUUCAAAAGAGAACAAAUCCAUGUGGUUGAUGGCGAAAAUCUGGUCACGAAUCCCUUCGAGGAAAUGCGGCGGGUGGAAAUCUUCUUGGGCGUGGAGCGCAUUUUAAAGCCCAGCAACUUUUGGUUUAGUGAGGAGAAAGGUUUCUACUGUCUGAGAAACGAAAAUGGUGACAAGUGUUUGGGACCAUCGAAGGGAAGGAAGCAUCCGAAUGUUUCGAAAGAAGUUGUUUCAAAGUUGCGCGUGUUUUACAGUCCGUUUAAUGUGAACUUUUCCAAAUUGGCCGACAUUAAUUUCACGUGGCUCGUAUCAGGAUUUUACUGCGACGAUGAGCAUUUGAAAGAAACUGCUGUUGUACCGAACACAAUUUCGGACGUUGUGUUGCUCGUUGUCUCAAUUUGCUCAAGUUCUCUGCUGUGGUACACGGUUGAGAAAAUAAUGAUGCGCUACGCCGCAGUAGCUGACGAGGAAUCUUCGGAACGUUUUAGCUGCCUUUGGCGCGCAAUUUGGCCGAGAUUAGUAUGUUUUCUGAGCAUUGUUUGGGCUGUGGUUUGUGGAGGAUCACGGAUCAAAGACAGACGUCAUCAUUGGUGGGAUGUCCUCACUGGUGCUGUUCUCGGAUUCGUUGUUGCCUUUUUCACGAUUUACGUCGAUCCGCACAGAUCGUGGAGCCACGAGUACGAAUACCCGCAGAAAAGCGAAGAAGUUUACAAAGAAUUGUCGAGGAAAAAAACGGAUGACAAACGGAGGAAUGAAAAAGAGCUGAAGUUGAUUGCGUCGUCGAGCUCGAAUUUGGUGUGCAGCUAA
Molecule: messenger RNA, 1631 nt
Organism: Notodromas monacha
Lineage: Eukaryota; Metazoa; Arthropoda; Ostracoda; Podocopida; Cyprididae
Source: the annotation of a GenBank genome assembly